Messenger RNA from Staurois parvus, 862 nucleotides. NCBI's taxonomy places the organism in Eukaryota, Metazoa, Chordata, Amphibia, Anura, Ranidae. The record is from the annotation of a GenBank genome assembly.
AUGGAGUCGGAGGCCAAGGACGGGGACGAAGAAAACCUUCAGAGCGCAUUUAAAAAACUGCGUGUAGAUGGAGAAGGGUGCACAGCAUCUCUGUCUGCUGCUGAUGGCUGCCCUUCAAGGACGUGUGGAAGGCCUUCUUUGGAAGACACCAAGCCAAAAGUCUCUGGUUGCCUGAAGGAUAGCUGGCACGGAUCAACAAGAAAGACUAUACGAGGCGCAACCAGAACACCUCGCAGACGACGCUCUAAAUCCCCAGUCCUCCACCCCCCAAAGUUUACACACUGCAGCUCAAAGACACCUUGCAGCACUCAGCUAAAGCACAAGACCCUCUGUGAUGCUUCAGAUGGAGGCUCUGCCAUUGGUCGCUCAGCCACCAGUGAUCCACCAAGCACUACUCUUAAUGCAAAUGGCUACAGGAAAUUUGGCCUUGAGCCUUCUGAUCAGUCUUCAUCAGAGACUUCCUCCCAGCUACCCAUUUCCCUGGAUCCUGGGACAAGUUCCAAGGCCGGCUUCCUUUCAGAUUUCCACUCUGUGUCGAAGCUCGGCACUGCUACAAAAAUGUACUUGCAACGGUAGGGAUUGCCAGUGUGACAACUGGCAAAACAUGGAAGUGUAUUCCUUCUCGGGCUUGCGAGACAUGCUAACAGAGUGCGAGAAGACCGUGAAGGAGGACUGCUCUCAGCCUUUACAAAACAGAACUCAUGUUGGUGGCUCCAAUGCCUCCGGCUCCCCUCGCUCCUGCUCAGAGCAGGCCCGAGCCUCGGUCGAUGAUGUCACCAUUGAAGAUCUGGCUGGGUACAUGGAAUACUACUUGUAUAUUCCAAAGAAAAUGUCCCACAUGGCAGAAAUGAUGUACACCUGA